AUGCCUGUCUUUCUUUUCGCCCAUGAGAAUGGCGGCUCUGCCGACCGGUUUAGCACGAAGUCCAUGGACCUCAUCACAGGUGCUGGCUAUGCAUUGGUGAGCUGGGAGUCGAUACCGAGCAUAUCGACAACCGCUCACGUCGAUGUUGGCUCCGCAGACGCUCAACUAGCCUUUGACUGGGUACAGGCUAAUGCGGCAACCUAUAACUUUGAUCCAGACACUAUCGUUGUGGGAGGACGUUCGCGCGGGAGCAUACUCAGCUGGAGGCUCGGCCACAGCAGGCACGAGGCGAUUGCUGGUCUCUACUUCUACAACGCACUGCCAAAUGGAGUUUGGGCGUUCCCGGAUGUCUGGAAUCCGCUCAAUGAUGUGACCGCCGACAGCCCCCCGCUCUACUUCGCCUACGGACCAGCACCAAAUGAUGGUGACAUCCACAACCCAGUCAAUGUUUACCCCGUUCUGGAUCGCUAUAGAGAGCUUGGAAUGCCUGGAUGGGUGAAUCUUACCCACAGCAUGACAGCAGCCCGACUUGAUGCUUUUAAUUUCUUCCCGGACUUCGUGGCUGGCUUGAAGUCGAAUCGUUCGAGGACCGCGGCAAGGAACUCCGCAGACACAGGCAUCAAUACGGCCGUGUCCAACAGCGCGGCAUGCUUCAUUUCUGCCUUCGCCAUGGGUCUUUCACUGUCUUCUUGGCAAUGA
Symbiodinium pilosum is the source of this 699-nucleotide messenger RNA. The record is from the annotation of a GenBank genome assembly. Lineage: Eukaryota; Dinophyceae; Suessiales; Symbiodiniaceae.